AUCCUUAGCAUUCUUCUCCAGCACCACAUCUCAAAUGAGUUGAUUUUCUUCCUAUCCACUUUCUUCGCAGUCCAGCUCUCACAUCCAUACAUGGGGAUGGGGAAUACAAUGGCUUGGAUUAUUGUGCUCAUUAUCAGUUCCUUGGUGGAGCCUCAGAAAGUCCAUGAAGGCUUAAAAAGCAGAGGGGACGGAAUCAUAAGGACUCAGAGCAACCAUCCUUGCAGAAAGAAGACCUUCUGACUAAAACAUUUCAAGAAUUGGUCCAUCUGAGGGUGGCAAUGUGUAUGAAGAGGCGUUGGGGAAUAACGGGCUGGCCCCAGAUGGGCAAGAAGUUGGCGGUGUAAAUGGCCCGGCCCUGAAUGGGCCAGAUGUUCAACUGGAGGACUUUGUGGGAGCUCAUGGCGAGUACAACGAAGAAGAGGAGGAGCGGAAGUACUUCCGCCGGAAGCGUCUGGGUAUUAUCAAGAACCUCUUGGCAGCCAGCAUUGGAGGGAUGCUGACCUAUGGGGUGUUCCUAGGUCUGCUGCAGAUGCAGCUCAUCCUUCACUAUGAUGAGACCUACCGGGAGGUAAAAUACAGCAACCUGGGGUUACAGAACAUUGACAACAAGAUGCUGAUGGGCAUCAACGUCACCCCAAUUGUUGCACUUCUAUACACUCCGCUCCUCAUCAGAUUCUUUGGGACCAAGUGGAUGCUGUUCUUGGCUGUGGGCAUUUAUGCUCUCUUUGUCUCUACCAAUUACUGGGAGCGCUACUAUACUUUGGUGCCAUCUGCUGUGGCAAUUGGGGCUGUCAUUGUCCCUCUCUGGACCUCCAUGAGCAACUACAUCACCCGGAUGGCUCAGAAGUACUAUGAAUAUGCAAACUAUAAGAUGGAGCAUGUCCAGGAGCAGAAACGGGCCCCACGUGGAGCUUACAACUCCUACAUCAUUGGCUUCCAGACUGUCUUCUAUGGUCUCUUUUAUCUAUGUUUUGUCUGGGCCCAGUUUCCUAUGUAUUUCUUCCUAAGGUGGUACCUUUAUGAUAUGAAUCAUACACUCUACAAUGUGCAGCACUGUGGAACCAAGAGCCAUGGGAUUCUCACAGGGUUCAACACCACAGUUCUACAGAAACUUCCACGCAGCAGUGAACUCAUCGCAGUGGAGAGUGUGCUCAUGGGAGUGGCCUUCCUCUCCAUGCUCCUGGUGUUGAUUAUGUGUGGCUCAGCUUAUCGUCCCACCGAGGAGAUCGAUUUACGCAGCAUCGGCUGGGGUAACAUCUUCCAGCUGCCUUUCAAGCACAUGCGAGACUAUCGCCUACGCCAUCUUUUCCCCUUCUUUGUGUACAGUGGUUUUGAAGUGCUAUUCCUCUGCACAGGCUUUACACUGAACUAUGGUGUCUGCUCCAUUGGCCUGGAACAUGUGGCAUAUAUUCUGACAUCAUACGGACUCUCAUCAGCUGUCUGCUCCAUCUUCACACUUUCCAUGCUGUGGCUGCCACGUCAAGUUCCUCUGCUUGCUGGUGCUUUUGUCCAUGCUGUCCUCUCGAUUGCCCUUUUCUUCUGGGAGCCUGAGGCCCGCAGUUUAGCCGAAGCCUCCAUGCUCUACCUUGUGGCUGCACUCUGGGGCCUUGGCAGUUCCCUCAACAAGACCGGCCUCAGUGUGCUCCUAGGGAUGCUCUAUGAGGACAAACAGCGUCAGGACUUUAUCUUCACCAUCUACCACUGGUGGCAAGCCAUGGCCAUCUUUGUUGUUUAUCUGUGGUCUGGACUGCCUAUGAAGGCUAAAUUGUCCAUCUUGCUUGCUACACUGAUAGCUGCGGUAUUAUCCUACCUGUGGAUGGAACGUAAAGUAGUCCAUCUUAUCCCACACCGUCUUCCCAAGAUUCCCAAGCCACGCCACAAGAUGCGAGGCUACCGCUACCUGGAAGAUGAGAACUCUGAUGAGACAGACUCAGAGAGGGAGGAUGAGGGGAAGGAGAGUGACUCCUCAGAGGGAGAGGCACCCGCUGACCAGCAGGACCAACCUCGGCGCAGAAACAGAUGUGCCUAUGAGCAGGCCCUGGGGGAGGAGGGUGGAGAUAAUGCUGGUUAACUCCUACUGCAGCUUGUAACAUUUCUUUAAAAAUUAUUCAUUCCUAUCAACUCACUGUAUAUUUUAAAAGGUUACUUGUUUUAUUGCCUAUUACUUUUUCAUUACUUGGUUAGGUUUUGUUUUUGUUUUUAAAUAUUAGGAUUGACAAAAGAAUGAUAUCAAACUUGAAAAUCUGAUCUCAAGAUCCUGCUGAAAAUGCACUUCAGAAAUAAUAAGUAAUAUGUGGUGUAAGGAAGGAUCUAAUUAGGGGCAUAUUUAAUUAGCUCAAGUUGCUGAGAGGGGGGCCCUUACAAGUACCGCAUGAGACUGGCUCCCGAUCUGUCUACGAAGGGACUGAAUUAUCCUUAAGAAAUAGUGCACAGACAGGCUUCUUCAAUUAAAGUCUAAUUUUUAUUAAAAGGGAAAAAUCACACAGCAACACAGACAUACACACACUCAUAUAAGGCUCAGGAAAUCAAGAGUGGAAAUAGGGAAUAGUUCAAGGCAGUAAGGCUAUACUUACUCCAGUUGGCUUCUCUGGGAAUCCAGUCCAGUGGGAUGUGGAUGGGACUCAGUCAUGCAAGUGAAUGACCAGUCCAGGAGCCAGACCAGAGUUCAGAAGGACAGCACUUUCCCCUGAAAUCCAGACUGGCCCCGUGAAGAGGCAAAUCUGGGGGUUCUUAUAGGCAAAAUCUAGCCUUUGGCAAGAUGCUUAAUGGCUUGGCUGAAGAUUAGACAAAGUUGUUUGAUUGCCUGAGCAUUGUUAAGUCAGGGAGUAGCAUGGUAGUAUCAAUGGAGUUGGGUCUGACAACGGGGGGGGGGGGGGGGGGGGGGGGAGACAAGCAGGAGAAUGUGUGAGUUGUUAAGCUGAUCACUGGCCCAUCAAGUGUGAGACUAUUAACCAACAUUUUGUAUUGUUUUAAGUUUGGAAGUGAUGGCUUUCCCAUUUAGCAAUUCCCAAACCUUAUGGGGAAUUUCCAAAGUGUUGUUUUCCAGGGUUCUUGCGAGGCUGACUCAUCUGCCUACCUGACCCACUGCUUUGAGGAUAAUGGCGGAGCUACCUGGGAGGUCAGUUUGGGGCCAUGAAGGAACUCCACACACCAACAUUUUGGAAAAAUCCAGUUAUACUAACGGUGGUAUAUCCCCAUCAGUUUGUGUGGGGAAUCAUUGGUGUAUAUUUGAUUUUUUUUGUUAGUAGUUUAGUUAAGCUUUUGUUAUUUUUUGUUGAUAUUAGUUUUAGAUAUCUGUAUAAAAUUUGUUUGUGGUUGUGUUUAGACUUAAUAAAAUUAUUUUUUUUAAUGUAACCUCUUGUAAGUGGUGAGAAAAGUGUUAUUUUUAAUUAUUUUUUUCUAUGGUGAAAUUCUUUUAUUCUUCAGGAAGAACUGGCAAUAAAAUUUUGGUAUAUUUUCAUA
Sceloporus undulatus (fence lizard) is the source of this 3462-nucleotide messenger RNA. It is a transcript of the gene UNC93B1, whose product is annotated as unc-93 homolog B1, TLR signaling regulator. The coding region runs from base 494 to 2071 and encodes 525 amino acids. The transcript is spliced from 12 exons. Lineage: Eukaryota; Metazoa; Chordata; Lepidosauria; Squamata; Phrynosomatidae. Gene Ontology annotation, biological process: toll-like receptor 7 signaling pathway; toll-like receptor 3 signaling pathway; toll-like receptor signaling pathway. The record is from RefSeq and is a predicted model, not a curated record. Gene Ontology annotation, molecular function: Toll-like receptor binding. Gene Ontology annotation, cellular component: lysosome; endosome.